CAAUAAAUAUUGAAACGAUGGAUGCCAAGAGUGGUGGUGCAGUUCUGGAAGAAGAAUGCGGUUCUCAAUUACUGGAUGGCCGUACCCACGAGUACUCAACUUCUAAGUAUCACAAUUUCUGCGAGGAGGCAAUCAAAUAUGUGGAAGAAGGGACGAAAUCUAUUCAUGUCUACAAGGUAGCAAUGAAUGCAUUGCAAGAGGCUGCCAAGAAGAUUUUUGCUGUGAAGAGUGGUGUACCUCCAGGUGGUCAAGAUCAGAUGCCGGCAACAGGAAAAAGUGGAUCAGCAGCAGCAUUGCAAUCAGUGGUUAGCUCCUCUUACUAUACAACUUUAGCAAUUGAGGUGCAAGACCACUUUUAACCUUUCAUCUAGCGUAUGCCACUACUUGGUCUUUUUCAUUCUCUAAGAUGUUUUAGGCAAGGCUUAUUGCACUAAAGUAGGACUAUAUUG
This is a messenger RNA of Linum trigynum, 449 nucleotides long. The record is from the annotation of a GenBank genome assembly. NCBI's taxonomy places the organism in Eukaryota, Viridiplantae, Streptophyta, Magnoliopsida, Malpighiales, Linaceae.